AUGACGACUGGUGCAGACAACCGGUCAAGCAAUCUGCUUGAUGCAGUUGAGCACUUGGAAGCUGUUGCAUUCGUCCCACCGAAGCAGAGGUACACAGAUGUUAGCCAACUAACCAAAACGAUCGCUUCAGACGCGUACGACAGCGGCAUUCCGCAAUCCGCGCUUGCACGUCUGCUGAAGAUUCUGACCACGAAAAACAAUCUAGAUCAAGGCACAGUGACUUCGCUGGUCAAAAAUCUGUACCCACAAGAGAGAAUUGUGUCAAAAAAUGUUACGAGAAUUGUUUGCUGUCUUGGGCCUAGCAAGAACAAACCCAGUCCUGCAACACAGGCUUUGCUGUUGCGCUGGUUGAUCCUCUCAUAUGAUAUACUCGAAGAGAGAUCACAUCUAUCAAAGCUCUAUGCGGUUCUUUUCAACCACCUAGAUAUGAUCAGUUUGCGCAAGCCCUUGUGCCACCUGCUUUCUGUUAUUACGAGGCGAAAACAUGUCAAACCCUUCCGAAUUCAGGCAUUGAUGGAGCUCAUCCAGAUCUCCGGUGGUGAUGACAAAGAAUUGAUCAGUCUCCUUCGGAUCUUCAAAAACUACUAUCCCGAGAUCAUCUUGGGUGAUUUCGGCGGAUCGAAGAGAAAUGCUCUUUUCUUCAAACAUCCUGACCCUGAAUGGUCAAGCCAUGCAAAAUUAAUUCAAGAUCAAAACGCAGAAAAAGUACAAACAGGCCAGCAAUCAAAUUUUCAAAUUGUCCAUCGGGGGACUGUGAAAAGAAGCAGAAUCGAGGUGGUUGUUCCGACUUUGCAAACUUCACGGGUAUCCUACAAGCAGACAUCAAUUGAGGAACUUCGUGAUAUUAGCCAUUUCGUGGAAAGUAUUGAGAAAAUUGAACUUCCUAAUCAAAUAAUCUCAACAUUAGGCGAUGGAAUGGCCCAGAAAUAUCUUCACCUGGUUCAAUCUGAAGCUGCAUAUCAUCGUCUCAAUGAAUGGCUGAGAAAUUUCCUGGAGGACAAGCUUGACAUGAUCCGCGAAGAUGAGGAUGAAGAGCCAGAAACACUAUCAUAUGUAUUGGAAUUUGUUGUCGGAUAUGUCUCGUUCACUAAGGAUCUCCCAUCCUCAAUCCGGUCAUUUUUGAAGUCCUAUCUGCAAAUAUGGAAUGGCAAAGAUAACCGUGAACAUGUCUUUCGACUUCUUCAAUAUACCCCAAUUACAUCUUUCGACUCUUUACGCAGCGAAUUACUAUCCCCCCUGGAGUCUGCCGCGCUAGAUGGAAGCCUAGAAUCUAGAACAGCAUUGCUAGGCUUCUACUCAACACUGAUCUCCCAAUGGGGCAUCAGCCUACGAUCAGAACCAGCAACACCAGAACAAUCCUAUCCUCUGAGCCAGAUGAUUUUACACGUCGAACUUCUGGCAUAUUCUAUCCUGGAGUUUCCCCCAGAUGAACAUCAGAAACCCUUCAAGCCAGCGGCAAACUCCGUACUCGACUUUUACAAGGCUCUAGCAGAUCUCUUCUCGCAUGCACCCGAAGACGCCCGAUUCCGACUUACCAUUCCCUACGCUCAAACAGUCUACACUCUCGCCUUCACGCCAAACAUCUCCGUGAUCUCAAGUCUUGAGUCCAUCCUAGCUAUCUACAAAGGCGCAUUCGAAGCCUCCGUCAGCUCACAGGUCCUCCAAGCACAAGGCACCCCAGCCUACGGAACCGACCUGGUAUUACGAUUCAACGGGUAUGUGAUGGACAUGUGCAAUAUACUAUGGCGCAACCGAGCCCUGAAUACAGAAGACCCGAACGCAUUGGGCUGCCUUGUCCCAGCACAGACGGUCACUGCCCUGGCAACCUAUGUCCGCGACAUGAACGAGGCUGCAAAGCACUAUGACCGUGAGAAUGCAUUCAAUAUUACUCUUACAUCGGCAUUCUCUCUCAGUCACCACGCCGCCUUUUGCAAUUUGUCUGCCGCUUGUUUUGCGGAGGUUGAAGAAGAUCAGGAUAUCACGGGUGACCGUCCAAAAUUGGGGAAGCCGGUUACCCACAAAGCACUUGUUGCACUGGAGAAGGAUGGCGGUGCUAAGAUGAGUUGGCAAGAAUAUCGCGUGUAUAUGUUAGAUUGGCUAGAGACUAUCGGGUCUCGGGGUACUGGCAUUCUGAUGCGAAGCACGAUGAAAGCUUUGCGCAAGGAGUAG
Penicillium nucicola is the source of this 2169-nucleotide messenger RNA. RefSeq names its product Mis6 domain protein. The transcript is spliced from 4 exons. NCBI's taxonomy places the organism in Eukaryota, Fungi, Ascomycota, Eurotiomycetes, Eurotiales, Aspergillaceae. The record is from RefSeq and is a predicted model, not a curated record. The coding region runs from base 1 to 2169 and encodes 722 amino acids. Gene Ontology annotation, cellular component: nuclear body; cytosol; kinetochore.